GACAGCUGCUACGCGUGCCAUUAAAUCAGCUGUUUUGGUCAUCAGAAGAACUUGGCCAGAAGAAUUUGGUUUUAUUUUUUAACAAUUAGCAGAGCACAUCCGCCAAAAUGAGCCAGAAGCAUAGGUAGUGAUAUCAAAGUGUAUUAUGGAAACGCUGCCAUGUGCCAGCGGAGUGGCGCAAUUGCAGGAACACCAGCAGCAACAACAACAAUCUGAUAGCCUUGUCAACAUAAAGCGCGUUUCGCUUCCAUUUGUAAGUCACCACAGCCUUAUGGACACGGUGAUGACCAAAGCUGACGAAGUGGGCCAUAUUCUAAAGGAGAAACCACAACACACAGAAGCACUGGUGAAUAGUUCGGCCCAGCUCCUGAAUCUCAGCAGCAUGGAUAGCCUCUGCGAGAGUGUGGUGAAUAUACCCAAGGAGCUGAUCUUAAUAUCGUUAGUCUCCCAGGAGCAGGCGCUCUACAAUCCCAAGCAUCAGCUUUACAGGAGCACCAAAAGCAAAGAUGAAAAAUGGAGCGAAAUCGGCGUCCAUGUGGGCUGGACUGACGCGCAGUGCAAGGCCAAGUGGAAGGCAAUGAGGGACCAAUAUUGCCGAGAACUAAAACGCGCCAAAGCAAAUACCAAAGGCAACGUCAAGUGGAAAUACUUCAAGGAACUGGACUUUCUGCGUCCGUAUGCGCUGGCACGCAACUAUCGUUCACGAGGUGCGCAGAACGGCAAUGCCAUUAUGACUGCAGUGUCGCUGCCAAAUGUGAUCACAGCCAACACAGUCAGCAGCAACAACAAUAACAUCAACAACAGCAACAACAACAACUCCUUUAGCAACAGCAACAGCAGCAGCCAAAAUUUAAAUCUGUCCGCUGAGCCAAGCAAAUUUGCCAACAUUAAAAUCGAGGAAAGCAGCGCUUCGCUGCUCGAGAAUUGCAGUUUUGUGCCAACAACAACAACGGCGACAACAGCAACCGUAACUGCAGGUGCCGCUGACAAGAAAACGGACUCAAAUCGUGGAUUGAUGAGCGCCUUUUUAGCUGGCCAGAUUAUACAACAGCAGCAACAUCCACAGUCACAUUCACAGCAGGACACCAACUGGAACUAUUUGACCGAUACCAAUGGGAAUGGCGUUAGUUCUGCCACAUCCAUAACUGUUACUUGCGAGACGAACAACACAACUGCAGGCGAUACGCUGUACAACGAGCUUGUAGAUUGUGUAAAUGCUGCCAACGCUGUCAAUCAAUCGUCGACGCACAAUCAUCAUCAAUCCAAUGCCGAUGAGGAGGACGAUGAUCCCAUACACACAUUUCUCAACAUGGAGAGCUACUUUGAAAAAGAACUAAUUACACUGAUACAGCAGGAAGACAUGAUCUACAACUAUAGUAAUCAAAACUAUCGCAAUGUCAAACUGAAGCUCGAAGUGUGGGAUGAAAUAGCGCGUAAGCUUAAAAAGCCGGUUAAGCAAUGUCGGCAGAAGUGGAAGGCACUUCGAGAUCAAUAUGCACGCGAGUACAAACGUCUGAAAACGCAGCCCCAUAUGGACGCCAUAUCACGCUGGAAACACUACGAUUCCCUGGGUUUUCUGCAAAAGUAUAUACAGCAAAAAUCACUUGAUGGUGAUGCGCUAAAUUUGCUACUGCCCAAGCACGAUCCAGUGACCGAACUGGAGGAGCACAUGGCUCAAUCCCCCUUACGACACGCAGAGCCACAGUCAAACACUUUGGAGGCUUCGCCCAGUAGCUCCUCCCAACUGAAUAUGCCAACACUUCCGCCGCUGACAGGUCCACACAAGGCAGAGCUGUCCAUAUCGAUGCAGCAGCAGCAACAGGAGGUACAGCAGCCCAGUGAGCUCUGUGUGGCAAGCUAUGAUGAAAUGGAUAUUGAAAACUAUAUAAACGGCGAUGUGACACACGAUGAUGAGGAGGAGGAGGAAGACGAGGACGAGGACAUGGAAGUUACGGCAACACAAGAGCAACCAACACAACAACAGCAUAUUGUCAGCUAUGAAAAUGAUGAGGAUCAGGUCUACAUGGCCGUACAAAGCGUCAGCAAUACGCUCUCCAAACCGGAGCAGUUAAAUAAAACUGGUAGCAACAUGGAGGCUCAGCAACUUCAACAACAGCUCCAAACUGGAAGUGACUAUUCCCAAAAGCUGGAGGUGCAUACGCCCACAUCGACAAGCACACGAUUUCAAAAUGCGGCCACCACGCCAUCAACUCCUAGUCAGGUCGCCUUUCCCAUGGCAGCCGUCUGUUCCGCUGCUGCGGAGGAGGAUGAGAUCGGCGCCUUUUUUAAAGCCGUAGCCAUGAAGAUUCGCAACGCACAUUUGGAGCCAGUAGCCUUUACGGAUCUACAGAUUGACAUACUGCGGGUCAUUAACGAGGCCCUGCGCAAUCACUAGCCAUAACUGAAGAGAUCUCGAUGGACAACAACAUAAAAUGGUUUCAAAGCGUUGCGCAUUAUUAGCUCUUAGGUGUUAUUUCAACAAUGUUUUUUAGGCUUUUUAGCUUGAUUUUCUUUGUAAAAUCUUUUAUUUACUUUGUCACUUUUCAAUUCGGAACACAUACACAAGUGGACACACACAGACACACCCAGCAACAUAACACAACAUAUGCAUAAGAGCCGAAAGUGGUUUUUUUUGUACAUAGGCAAAAUUCCCAAUCAAACGAAAAUGAUUUUUAGCUUUAGGGUGCUUCCGGUAAACAUAACUGGAACUAAAACACAAAAUUGUUAUAAGCCUUCGUAACCGUAACAAUAUCAUCUAUAUAUCUACGAAAUGGAACAGCAUGGACAAACUAAAAAAAUAUAUAUGUAUAUUUUUCAAAAAA
Molecule: messenger RNA, 2822 nt
Organism: Drosophila innubila
Lineage: Eukaryota; Metazoa; Arthropoda; Insecta; Diptera; Drosophilidae
Product: bromodomain-containing protein DDB_G0280777
Exons: 5
Coding region: 146-2395 (749 amino acids)
Biological process (GO): regulation of transcription by RNA polymerase II
Cellular component (GO): transcription regulator complex; nucleus
Source: RefSeq, a predicted model, not a curated record